AAAUUUAUUUAAAAAAAUAAGUUAAUUGUUUAUUGUAUUAUUUUAUAAUAAACAUUUUAUAAAACAUAAUAUUUAAAUUAAUUUAAGGCAUCAAAAAUUUUUUCCACAGCUCUUUGAACGCGAAUAACAAUGGGAACUUCUAUGUCUUUUGACUACGAGAUCUCUAACACGGCCUCAUUGGACAGAGACUUUUGCUAACUUCAUAAAUUCAUAAAUUCAAAGUACAAAUCGAGAAAAAGAGACAAUUUUUUGAUACUUAUCACCUAAGCAUGUCCAAAAAUCAAUAAUUUUACACGAAAAGGCGAAUUUGUGUCUUUUUGAUUGGCGGAAUCUUAUCCUGUUUGUUUUAUUCACUCUAAAACGGCCUCAUUGGACAGAGACUUUUGCUAAUUUUUCUAAAGGCGUAAUUACCGGGAGGAUUUCAAGGCCCAGUCCAGUAUUAUUUAUGGCAGGCCCAACUAUUAUGCAUAUAUACACCGACGCAGAAAAGGCAAAGUGCAGCACACAUCAAAGAAAAACCCUAAACGGAAAUGCUCAGAUCCUCCCGCCCGCCGCCGCGGUCGUCAGGCACUUUUGGCUCGACGUACCAGAAAAGACUCGCUGUAAGCCGAAAACAAAGCCUAAAACUAGCACGAGAACUAGAUCCUCCCCCUGAUGAUGAAAAUUCUUUCUACGGUUUAUGGGACUUCGACAACUGUCGCCUCCCUCCCCUUUAUGUCGUGGGCUCGCUGAUUCCCAAGAUCAACUUGUGUUUACAAACCGUUAAUCCUCUCUACCGAAUGUGUCGUAUGAAUUCUGCCAUCGGAAACCCAAAUUUCGCUUUCAUCUGGCAGAAUCGCGAUGUACUCAACAAGCAAUGGGACGUGAAAGAGUCAAAGAAAAGAAAAAUUAGAUGUUCUGUCCCUAUCUGUGGAAGGCUAAUUCAGUCAAGCAAUAAUGCAGAGGUCGCCUACGAGCGAAAGUACGAUGUGGCAGACCGGAUGCUUAUUCAGGAGCUUUUGUGUUACGUUCUUGCAAAUCGUACUCCAAGAAACAUACUGAUUAUAUCUGAUGAUUGUGACUUUGGAUUUCCAAUGCAUAUUUUGAGGGAACGAGGUUACAGAGUCUUCCUGAUGCAGCGAUCAGCAAAUCUUCGACCAUUGACACAGAUUGCACAGCACGCUUGGGCUUGGGUUGAUGUAGUUAAUGGGCUAACACGUCCGUUCUAUUCUUUGCCUAAUGCCUAAGCUAUCUAACCCAAAGCUUCUUUCAUUUCCUUUUUGUGUGUCUAUGGUUGUUGUUGAGUGUUGUUGAACCUGCUCUAAUUAUCCCACUUGUGUUGGUUUUCCUUUCUUACAUUUUUUGCAUUUAAAAACUCGAGUUUUAGAAUUCAGCUGAAAAUCAUGUUAGAUUCGGUCUGCUUUGAGUGAGAUAUUAAAGGGCCAACAGUUACGAAAUGGAUUACAGAAAUCAUAUUGCUGGUGGUUCCACAAUCUUUUUACAAA
This is a messenger RNA of Brassica napus (rape), 1484 nucleotides long. RefSeq lists its product as uncharacterized. Gene Ontology annotation, biological process: regulation of gene expression. The record is from RefSeq and is a predicted model, not a curated record. The transcript has 2 exons. Bases 531 to 1226 code for a protein of 231 amino acids. NCBI's taxonomy places the organism in Eukaryota, Viridiplantae, Streptophyta, Magnoliopsida, Brassicales, Brassicaceae. Gene Ontology annotation, molecular function: RNA nuclease activity. Gene Ontology annotation, cellular component: peroxisome.